This is a messenger RNA of Conger conger (European conger), 4285 nucleotides long. RefSeq names its product dematin-like. The transcript is spliced from 16 exons. Gene Ontology annotation, molecular function: actin filament binding. Bases 496 to 1536 code for a protein of 346 amino acids. The record is from RefSeq and is a predicted model, not a curated record. Lineage: Eukaryota; Metazoa; Chordata; Actinopteri; Anguilliformes; Congridae. Gene Ontology annotation, cellular component: actin cytoskeleton; plasma membrane. Gene Ontology annotation, biological process: lamellipodium assembly; actin filament bundle assembly.
UGCGAUUGAAAGAAUGACAUGUUUGUCAUCUCUUCUUCUACAUGGCAAAUAGUGCAAUGUCAUGUUUCCAGAGUACCCCCGUCAUUGAAAAUGGAUUGAACCAGCUGUGCGACAGGCAGCAACAGUAGAAACGCACAUUGCUGCUAUCUAAAUGGAGCAGCCUUGCUCUGUGCAGCAAGGCUAGUCCCGAUAACUAUACUCAACCGAAACAACCAUAUCCUAUAUGUGACUGUAUUGAAUGGGAUGAUUUGGCCUGUAUUAAUCCUCAAACAGUGAAUCGUAUCCAGGGAAUUUAAAAGCAAAAGGGAUUAGUUUGCCCGCUUGUGGAAGAAGGAGACGGAGGGGUUGGUUUAUUUGGAAAAGGACCAUUUUUGCAGGUGUGGAAAGAACUGACUUUGGGUUCAGAAAACCCCAUCUGACUGCAAUGACUCAAUUGGCCAUCUGAGAAAGAACAUCUUGCUGAAAUUCAAGGGAACAGCUUUUUAGUCCUCCAAAAUGAUGCAGAAGCAGACCCGGACUUCCCCCGGCAGUGUGAGCUCCUCCCGGGGGCCCAGUGUCCCUGGCUCCCCUGCUGUCACCAUUGUGGCAAAAAUGGACAAUCAGGUCAUAGGUUACAAGGAUUUGGCAGCCAUCCCCAAAGACAAAGCCAUACUCGACAUUGAGCGGCCAGAUUUAAUGAUCUAUGAACCCCACUUCAACUACUCCUCCCUCGAAAGAUCUGAGUUGCCAAGGAGUCGAGAGAGAUCAAUGUCGCCCCGCUCCAUCUCACCCCCACCCUCCCCUGAGACUUUUGCCAGCAAGGAGCCCAGGGACUGGCCCGAGCAGAAGUCCCCUGGGGGGUCUUCACUGGAGUCCACAGCUCAACCCCACAAAAUCAGCAGCUCUUCCAAGGGCCCCAUACUGCACUUUCACAGGCCUGACAACGGGACCAACAUUUAUAAAAAGCCUCCAAUUUACAAACAAGAUGUCUCUGCGUCGGUCCCGCACGGAAAACACAUAGAGGAUCUCAUCAUUGAGUCUUCCAAAUUUCCUGCUGCCCAGCCACCUGAUCCUACCCUGCCCUCCAAGAUCGAGACAGACUACUGGCCCUGCCCGCCCUCCCUGGCUGUCGUGGAGACGGAGUGGAGGAAGAAGGCCGCCUCGCAGAGGAGAGCGGAGGGGGGCGGGAACGAGGAGGAUGAAGAGUAUGAUGACGGAGAUUUGUCUGAGGACAUGUCAAGAUUGAGGCAGCUUCAGAGACAGGAGCUCAACAAGAUCCAAUCCAACUUGGGAAAAUUGAUCCUGAAGGAGGAAAUUGAGAAUUCGGUCCCCAUUCGCAGGAAAACCCGCUCACUGCCGGAUAGAACACCCAUGCACCUGGGAUCGUCUUCAAGGGCCUCCAAAUCGGUCUCUCUCCCAGCAUGCAGCAGGACUGGCCUCAGCAGGCUGGAUUCGGCUGAGUUCUCUCCUGACAGUGAGAAGGAAGGAACAGGUCUCCAGGUAGGAGAGCUCAUAUGCAGUACAUACUUCUUCAUCUUCAACCAGUUAUUUCAGUAAAUCUGUACUGUAUGUUCUUUUUCAUUUUCUUUAAACUUUUAAUUUUUCACUUUGCACACUUGUGAGAUGUUCUGGGUUUUCAUUGGCAUGACAUUGUUUAUUAAUUGUCAUUGUGAGGCUCAUUGCUUAUGUAAGCAGCUGCCAGAGGAGCGUUUGUGUGGAAAAGACAUUGCGAGUGCGUUAGUGAGUGCUCACGCAGGUCUCCUCUGUAUUGGGUAUGUCUGUAGAAUGGAGAGGCUAAGAGAGGGAGGAUGGACAGAGGAAACUCACUGCCCAGUAUGUUGGAACAGAAGAUUUACCCGUAUGAAAUGCUCAUGGUCACCCACAGAGGCAGAAGCAAACUCCCACCAGGGGUUGACAGGAUGAGACUGGAGCGGCAUCUGGCUCCAGAGGAAUUUCAGCACUUAUUUGGAAUGCCCAUCGAGGAAUUCAAUCAACUUUCUCUCUGGAAACGCCAUGACAUGAAGAAGAAAGUUUCUCUCUUUUAGCCAAACACAAGCCUCUGCGCUCCCUGGGAAAUGAGGCAAACGUAUAUGUUUAAGAAACAAAUUAAAUCACAAAAUUCUAGGAAGGGACAAAAAAGUCAUUUGAUUGCCACAGCCGUGCUGUGUGUAAUCUGAAGUAACUCUCGUCCUUGGCUGUAUUUACAUAGAAUCAGCUAUCAACAGUCUUAUCAAAGGUCAAAGCCACUAUAUCUUUUUCCUCUCUCUCAAAUUGCAGCUGCAAAGUAGGAGCAUAUGGGAAUAAUGACAAAUUGCCCGUACCUUGCAAAGAUGGCUUUACUACUGUGAGAUGUCCUUAUGGGCAGGCUCAAAGAGUGGCCUGAUAUGGUUGAGUGAUUCAGUUCUGGCUACUUCCCUCCUGUAGGGACUUGUCUGGGAAGGUAGAACUUAUUGAGUUUAGUAUUUCCUAAUACGAAACGCAUUUCUCAGUUCACACUUAACACGCGAACACUGCCACAAAAUUGAUGAUUGACGUCGCCAUCAAUCAUUGGAUGUUCAGUUUAGCAACUACAAUUUAGUGUGUUGGCUAAGAAUAAGCAGUAUAAUUCUGUCACAAAGACAGAUCUACCAGCAGAAAGGAUGGUCUUAUUAAUUUUUCUGCAAUGAUUUUAAUAGAUUUAGAUUUAGUAGUUUUGAAAAUGGAAAGAAAAAUAAUUUUGGUUUAUUUCAUUAAUACUUUUUAUCAUUUACUUAUGAUUAUUUACCAAAAUGUCUUUAAAAGAAAGGGAACAGUUCCAUUGAACUGUUAUUUUCAGUAAACAUAUGAGGUGACGGAAUACUUUUAGAUAAAAGUGACUUUUUAGUGUCACAGCUUUUGGCAGAUUUAUAUAUGUUUCACCUCCCCUAGUAUUUCCUCUAACUUGGAAUGAACAGCUCAGUGUAAGCAUAGACUUCAUCUCUUCCCUCUCUUGUCAUUUCAGUCUUGCUGCUAUCAUGUUUUCAAACACCUUUAAGGUUUUCUUUGUGUUUAACAAGAGCAGUAUUCCUGUUUUAUAGGAUAAAUUAUGAAGUGAAUGAAUAUUACAUCUACAAAAUUUUCCUGUUUUUCCACAGCCUAUUACUUACAUUAAUUUCAGCGAAGCCAGGCUCAUGAUAUUAAAGUAUUUGAAAUUUCAUUCAUAGUUUUAGGCAUUCUUCUGCUAUGGUUCCACAUAAAAACAAAUAAUGUACAACAUUUGUUUGUUUGUGAGCAAAGUAUAUUAUUUCUACCUAGGUUUUGGCAUGACUUUACAUUCUUUCUACAAGUAUAUAUAUAUCAAUAUAAGAAUGUAGAGUAAACAUCUUGUCUUCAUUAGUAUAAGUCAAAAAGGUGGAAACGUGGUUCCCUGAGCCCGACUCGUUGAGGACGGACAGAACCACAGUCACUGACUCUGAUAUGAAACCCGUCUAGCGGUCACUGUGUGAGGAGGGACCACGACAGGUGUGUGACAGGGAAGGUCACGGCCAUGUUGGCUCGAUGACCCCUUAGCGCCACACGGCUCUCCACCCCAGACAUACACAGAGAUGACGCCUGUGGCCUCGGGUCUCUGUGGCUUAUAGCACCUGUUGCACUGAGGUUUUUUCCUUCGCUGGGAUAGAGAGCCAGACAAAACAUCAUGGCAGCCGACGUGCACGACAGCCGUCCAGCUUCUCUGUUUCACUCGAGCCCUGCCCCUUGGUUCCAGUGCAGGUGACCUGUGAAGACACCAGCGCAGGGCUGUCAGAGCUCUUCCUGAUGACCGUAAAGUGUGAGGUGUGUUGAACAGACAGGACGUCAGACACAAUGGGUGCACUCUGGAUUCCCAGCCCCAGUUCAUCUAUAAUGGUCUCCCAGCACAUAUCAACUUAUGAUAAGGAUUUUUCAGGUUUAUUUUUUCUUUCUUUUGGUGCCUCGCCAAAAGCGUUGUGUUUGUUUUCAGCAACAAGGUCUGGGUUUGCACAAAUAGGAGAUGAUGUUAAUUGGACAUUUGACAUUUUAACGCACAUAAUAAUGCUCUCGCUUUGUUUCCGCUCCCUGCACCGAUGUAACGCCAGUGAUCAUGAUCGUUUCUGUCAACUGCUAGCCCUCCCUUAUGACUCAUUAUACCACAUGCCACAGUCUCAGUAGGUCACUAAGUGUCACAUAUUUCAAUGCACAAUCAGCUUUCUGCCAUGGCAGACAGAGGGCAUUAGUUACAGUAAUUGUUGCAGCUUCCUCAUUUUCAACUUCUAAUUUUUUUUAUGUGAAAGUGUGUUGGAAAUAAAAUAAAAAAUAAUUAUUGAAUUUA